Fulmarus glacialis (Northern fulmar) is the source of this 558-nucleotide messenger RNA. RefSeq names its product phosphoinositide 3-kinase adapter protein 1-like. The record is from RefSeq and is a predicted model, not a curated record. NCBI's taxonomy places the organism in Eukaryota, Metazoa, Chordata, Aves, Procellariiformes, Procellariidae. Bases 1 to 558 code for a protein of 185 amino acids. Gene Ontology annotation, biological process: signal transduction. Gene Ontology annotation, cellular component: cytosol. The transcript is spliced from 2 exons. Gene Ontology annotation, molecular function: signaling receptor binding; phosphatidylinositol 3-kinase regulatory subunit binding.
AUGAUAGGAUUGCUGCGCAGCGAGCACCAGGGCUGGCGAACCCCUGGAGGAUAUGAUGUGCUGAUUGUGUAUGCAAGUGAUGCCGCUGAAUGGUGUCAGUACCUCCAGAACCUCUUCCUCUUUACUCGGCACGUUCGAAAGCAUCGGAUUCUGAGCUACCAGCUGGAAGGAGAGUCUGCCAUCUCCCACCAGGAGCUGGACCUGUUCAGCAGAAGUCGGAGCAUCAUCCUUUUGCUAUCUGCUGAGCUGGUGCAGAGUUUUUAUCUCCCUCCUGUCCUGCAGAGCCUUCAGGAAGCUUUAUGGCCCCCGUACAAAGUAGUCAAGCUGUUCUGCGGUGUUACGGACUGUGAUGAGUAUUUGACCCUUUUCAAGGACUGGUCUCAGUGGCAAGAACUCACAAAUGAUGAUGAGCCUGAUGCUUACCUUGCAGCUGUCAAGAAGGCUAUUUCAGAAGGUAAGGUAGCAGCCAUGGAGUUGUGCUUCCUGGUCAGGUGUUGGAGGAGGGAGAUACAUGAUAUUGUUUAUCCUUAUUUUAAUACUGGUAAUGUGUUUUACUGA